Orycteropus afer afer is the source of this 5283-nucleotide messenger RNA. Its product is annotated as KIAA1549 like. Lineage: Eukaryota; Metazoa; Chordata; Mammalia; Tubulidentata; Orycteropodidae. The record is from RefSeq and is a predicted model, not a curated record.
AUGUCCACACAGCCAGUCAAAGCUGAAGUGGCUAAAAGAGUGCACAAAGGGGUGCCUUUGCCGACUUUUACGAGCACAGCAGUGGCCCCUGAGGCUGAGCCUUCACUUUUCCAGACCACAGAAUCAGUGGCAGUAGAAAAGGCCAGCAGAAAGCUUGUCCCUGCCCCUGUAAAUGGCUCUGCUCACCCGCCGCAUUUGUCAGCAGCUCCAGUGCACUUCGGAGGGCCUGCCCUUUCAGCUGAACAUGCCUCUUCCUCUUUGGUGCCACCUCUGCCUUCUACCACAACAAGUCACGGGAGAGCCAUCCUUUCAGUUCCUGCAUCCCCAUUGAACAGCACAGCAGACUUUCCCUCCAUGUUUACUCUCCACCAGCCAGCACAAAAUCAUGCCUCUCCACCCAGCGUGCCAAAAAUGCCAGCUCCUCAAGAAAAGGGUGAUGGUGGGCCGCUUCCCACUGCACCUGCAGACUUCCUCCUCUCCAGCAAUGCUCCUGAUCUUCCUUCCAUGAUUUGGACAUUUCCUUUGAGGAAAGAGGGUAGCAUGACAGCUGUUUUAAAGGAAAAUGAGAAGGCAAAUAUGACAGUUCCUCUCCAGGCCCUUCCAAGUGAAGAAUUUUCAACUCUUCCCACUGUGAGCAGAUUCACUUCUGAUUUUAGCACUGGUCCUGUUUCAUCCACUGUCAUUACAACACUGAAAAUAAAUCUCACUUCUUUAGAAUUACGUCUGCCUUCCAUUCCAUCCACACACACCACCCAGACUGGUUCCCCAUUGCGUAGCUUUUCCAAUACCAAGUCAGAGACUUACGCAGCUGCUAUAGGCUCUUCUGGAUUCCCAGCUUCAGCUUCCAAGCAGGUGACAGCAUUUCCCUCUUCCACUGAUGUUUAUAAUUCUUCAACAAUGGGGCACUUGAAAAAGCUGGCAAUCACAGAUGUUUUCUGGAGUUUUUUUUCAACGGAAACUAGGUCUCCUUCUACAGAAUUGACAAUAUCUGGCUUGCUGCAGCAAACAAAUUAUGAUUUAAAUGAAAACACAACUAACCCUAAAAGCUGGGAAACUCAUUCAUCUUCACCUACUACUCCCAGUGGUUUAACUUCAGCUGCCAGUGCAAUAAACUCUCAGGAUUUCAAGGAUAUUGAUGGGCAUUCAGUGACUGCAGAAGGUUUUAGUGUUCAGGAUCCAUUCCUGGGAACAGGCACAAUCCAGCCUGCACAAAGACCAAAUGUUACUAUGGUUGGAAACUAUACAAAUAUGUGGCCCACAAGUAAUAACAACUAUACCAGAGACUUGGAAGCAGCUGAGGUUGAAGAUUAUCCAUCCACAAGUCAACAUUCUGGGUCUCAUCCCCACUCACAGCUGCCUGUCCAUCCAACACAUCCUCUUUUGCCAGCUCUGCCAAGUCUAACUGUUCCAGCUAGUUUGCAGGAAAUGCUUUCAGAUGGAGUAGACACAAGUUUCCAAAAUUCCAGCAGCAACUAUCCAUCACCUGGGAUAAAUGCUUCCAUACCACUUGAGAAUAUCCUGAGAGAUCACUCUACUGCUGAAUCUGCUCCUGUAUCAACCAGUGCCUUAUUCAGGACACCCUCCAAAGUGCUGCUGGCUUCUCAACACCCCAGGAAAUGGACAGUGGACUCCUCGGUGUCCUCCAAGGCAGAACCAAUAGCAGCAUCAGCAGCCACAGUGUUCCUGAGGAAAUCGAGUCCACCAGCACUGUCUGCAGCCCUACUCGCUAAGGGCACUGGCAGCAGCCCUUCAGCCAUGGCUGCAGGACUAGCCAAGAGCAGUUUGACCACCACUCUCACAAAAAAUGUCACAAGCAAGAUGGUGCCUGGCCCAAAGGCAGUAGCAGGGGCUGUCCAUACAGCCUUCCCAUUCACACAAACCUACAUGUUUGCAAAGACAGCACAUACCAUGAGCACACAUUCAGAUGCAAGGGAACACGGUCACUGCCUCUGGCCUGUUAUCCACAACACACCUCCCCAGAAACCACAAGCCAUGCACACCCUUCCAAACCCCACCAACCCUGAGAUGCCCAAAGUGUUCACCACACGCCCGCUGACAAUCACAGCAGCAUUGACCUCCAUCACAGCUUCUGUGAAGGCAACCCGGCUGCCACCUCUGCCAGCAGAUGCUGCUCGUCCUGCUGUGGCCACUGAAAUGGUCACAACUGGUAAAAUGGUGUCCAACCUGGAGUGUCAGAUGUCCAGUAAGCUCCUGGUGAAGACAGUUCUCUUUCUGACCCAAAGGAGAAUGCAGAGCAGUGAAUUCUUGAAGCUCAAUGUGGCCAAAGGACUCACUCAGGCCUUGCGGAAGGCCUUCCACCAGAGCGAUGUCUCUGCUCACGUGGACAUUCUGGAGCAUUCUCACAAUGUCACAGUUGGUUAUUAUGCUACCAAGGGGAGGCUGGUGUACCUGCCUGCAGUAGUUGUCGAAAUGCUGGGUGUUUAUGGCGUCAGCAAUGUCACUGCAGAUCUGAAGCAGCACAUCCCAAACUUACAGUCUGUGGCAGUACUUGCCUCCCCGUGGAAUCCUGAGCCUGCAGGCUACUUCCAGCUGAAAACAGUGCUGCAGUUUGUGAGUCAGUCAGACAACAUACAGUCCUGCAGGUUUGCCCAGACAAUGGAACAGAGGCUGCAGAAGGCAUUCCAGGAUGCCGAGAGGAAGGUCCUGAAAACCAAAAGCAACUUGGCGACUCAGAUUGUGAGCACGUCCAACGCCUCCCAGACAGUCACCUUGGUGUACGUGGUGGGCAAUCAGAGCACAUUCCUCAACGGCACUGUGGCCAGCAGCCUCCUCAGCCAGCUCUCAGCUGAGCUGGUGGGAUUCUACCUCACCUACCCGCCACUCACCAUUGCCGAACCUCUUGAAUACCCCAGCCUUGAUAUAUCAGAAACAACCAGAGACUAUUGGGUGAUUACAGUGCUGCAGGGAGUGGACAACUCACUGGUGGGCCUGCACAACCAGAGCUUCGCCCGGGUCAUGGAGCAGCGCCUGGCCCAGCUGUUCAUGAUGUCCCAACAACAAGGCCGGCGGUUUAAACGGGCCACCACCCUGGGAAGUUAUACUGUGCAGAUGGUAAAGAUGCAGCGUGUGCCAGGGCCAAAGGACCCAGCAGAGCUGACUUACUACACUCUCUACAAUGGGAAGCCUUUGUUGGGGACUGCAGCAGCCAAGAUUCUGAGCACCAUUGACUCCCAGAGGAUGGCCUUGACCCUGCAUCAUGUUGUCCUUCUGCAAGCUGACCCUGUCGUGAAGAAUCCACCCAACAAUCUGUGGAUCAUUGCUGCGGUGCUGGCGCCCAUCGCCGUGGUCACAGUGAUCAUCAUCAUCAUCACUGCCGUGCUCUGCAGGAAGAACAAGAACGACUUCAAGCCAGACACCAUGAUGAACCUGCCUCAGAGAGCAAAGCCAGUGCAAGGCUUCGAUUAUGCCAAGCAGCACCUGGGCCAGCAAGGGGCCGAUGAGGAGGUCAUCCCUGUGACUCAGGAAACGGUGGUCCUCCCCCUCCCUAUUAGAGAUGCUCCUGCCUCUCAGGAAAGAGAUGUUGCCCAGGAUGGAAGCACCAUCAAGACCGCCAAGUCCACGGAGACCAGAAAGAGCAGGUCUCCCAGUGAGAAUGGCUCUGUCAUCAGCAACGAAUCAGGGAAGCCCAGCUCAGGGAGGCGCUCGCCCCAGAAUGUAAUGGCACAGCAGAAAGUGUCAAAGGAGGAGGCAAGGAAGAGAAAUGUGCCAGCGAGUGAUGAAGAGGAGGGACCAGUUCUUUUUGACAACUCUGGCAAGGCGGCCGCUGAUCCCUUCGACUCGUCUUCUGGCUCUGUGCAGCUCAUUGCAAUAAAGCCCACUGCCCUCCCUGUGGUACACCCAGCCUCAGACAGGAGCCAGGAGUCAGCAGUCCUCAACGGUGAGGUGAACAAAGCUCUGAAGCAGAAGUCAGACAUUGAGCACUACCGGAACAAGCUGCGCCUCAAAGCCAAGAGGAAGGGCUAUUACGAUUUCCCUCCGGUGGAGACGAACAAGGGUCUGACUGAAAGAAAAAAGAUGUAUGAAAAAGCCCAAAAGGAAAUUGACCACAUUUUGGAACCAGACCCAGAACUCUGUGCCCCAUUCACUGAGUCUAAGAACAGGCAACAGAUGAAGAACUCUGUCUACCGAAGCCGGCAGUCUCUGAACAGCCCGAGCCCAGGGGAAACCGAGAUGGACCUUCUGGUGACGCGGGAGCGACCCCGGCGUGGAAUCCGCAAUAGUGGAUAUGACACUGAGCCGGAAAUCAUAGAGGAAACCAACAUUGACAGAGUUAACGAGCCCCGGGGCUACACCAGGGCACGGCAGGUGAAAGGCCACUCGGAGACGUCCACACUGAGCUCCCAGCCCUCCAUCGAUGAGGUCAGACAGCAGAUGCACAUGCUUCUGGAAGAGGCCUUCAGCCUGGCAUCUGCAGGCCACGGAGGCCAGAGCCGACACCAGGAGGCCUACGGCUCAGCACAGCACCUGCCCUACUCGGAGGUGGUGACCAGCGCUCCUGGGACCAUGACGCGGCCCAGGGCUGGGGUACAGUGGGUGCCAACUUACCGCCCAGAAAUGUACCAGUACAGUCUGCCCCGACCCGCCUUCAGAUUUUCCCAGCUUCCUGAAAUGGUCAUGGGCUCACCUCCUCCACCUGUACCUCCCAGGACAGGUCCUGUGGCUGUCGCUUCUCUCAGGCGAUCCACCUCGGACAUCGGCAGCAAGACGAGAAUGGCCGAGUCCGCGGGGCCCGAGCCGGCCCAGUUGCACGACAGCGCCUCCUUCGCCCAGGUGUCCAGAGGCCCCGUGUCCGUGGCGCAGUUGGAUCAGUCGGCGUUAAAUUACUCAGGUAAUACGGUGCCGGCAGUGUUUGCCAUCCCAGCUGCCAACAGACCUGGCUUCACUGGCUACUUCAUCCCAACACCUCCCUCGUCCUACAGGAACCAGGCCUGGAUGUCCUAUGCAGGAGAGAACGAGCUCCCGGGCCAGUGGGCCGAUUCGGUCCCUCUCCCAGGAUACAUUGAAGCUUACCCCCGGUCACGUUAUCAGCAGAACUCGCCCUCACGGCUCCCUCGCCAGUACAGCCAGCCUUCCAACCUGCACCCCAGCUUGGAGCAGGCCCCAGUGCCCUCCACUGCAGCCUCGCAGCAGAGCCUAGCAGAGAACGAUCCAUCUGACACACCCCUGACCAACAUCUCUACUGCGGCCCUCGUCAAGGCCAUCCGGGAAGAGGUGGCCAAGCUGGCCAAGAAACAGACAGACAUGUUUGAGUUCCAGGUCUAA